CCAUUAUUAUCUGUGUCAUCAAGACCUGCUUUGUCUUUUUAUGCAUCAGGCUCCUGCACUACUGUCAGCUAGUACAAUUGGAAUAACAGUGCUUAAAAUAGUGAAAUUGGAAGGAGAACGAGUACUUACUGUUUCUUCUAAUGAAAGUCUGACGAGAUUUAAUGUUUUAUCAACAUAUGGAACCUAUGUAUGAAACUAAAAUGAAAAAUGAAGGGUUGACUCUCCGGAUGGGGAAAAGGGAGCUCAGUAGGUUCUUCCUGACUGUGCUGAUAUUUUGUGUCUUGCUGCUAAUCUAUGUCAAGUACAAAAAUAUUCAUGAAUGUUUAGGUCCCGCAGCUCCUUUUGUUGACAUUAAGACAGUUCACAAAUACAAUAUUAACUGCUCAGCCAUAUAUCACAUGGACUCAGUGGAGGUGCAUAAAUCUGUAACCAUCAGACAGAAACACAUUGUGGAGGACAACGAUGAAAAUUUGAUCUACCUCACAUUAAACUGCUCAUUAUUCCGAAAGGUCAGAGGUUAUGAUGACGUCUGUGUCUCAGAUGAAGAGAAAGACUUUCCCAUCGCUUACUCUCUGGUUGUACAUAAAUAUCCAUGGAUGGUGGAGAGACUGAUCAGAGCGACGUACUCACCCAGUAACAUCUACUGCAUCCACUACGAUCUGAAGUCUUCACUUCGGUUCAUCGCAGCUUUGGAAGGUCUGUCUCAAUGUUUGCCCAACGUCUUCAUCACCUCCAAACGGGAGGACGUCAUUUAUGAUGGUUUCAGUCGGUUAAAAGCCGAUUUGAACUGUUUGACUGACCUUUUGCAGUCAGAAGUGAAGUGGAAGUACGUCAUCAACCUGUGUGGUCAAGAUUUCCCCCUCAGGUCUAACAUUGAGCUGGUGUCAGAACUAAAGAAUCUAAAUGGUUCUAAUAUGUUGGAGACAUACAGGCCACCUCAGUUCAGGAAGGAAAGGUAUGGUUUUCACUACGAGGUGAGAGAUGCUGAAUUUGAAUAUAAAAAAACUCCAGUGCAAACAAGUAAGAAAAAGGCCCCACCACCACACAACAUAGAGAUGUUCACUGGCAGCGCCUAUUUUGUCCUGUCACGAGAAUUUGUUGUUUUCAUGAACUCCUCAGUUGUAGUUAGAGACUUUUUAGCUUGGUCAGAGGACACCUACUCCCCAGAUGAACACUUCUGGGCCACCAUUGUCCGACUGCCCGGCGUACCUGGAGAGGUGCCCAGAUCUCACCCUGACAUCACCGACCUGAUGAGCAAGACCAGGCUGGUGAAGUGGUCGUACCUGGAGGAGAGCCUGUACCCGCCGUGCACGGGACUACAUGUACGUGAUGUUUGUAUUUUUGGUGCAGCAGAGAUUCAUUGGUUACUGAGCUAUGGUCACUGGUUCGCUAACAGGUUUGACACCAAUGUGGACCCUAUUGCUGUUCAAUGUCUUGAGGAGAAGCUAGAGGAAAGGAAAAAUAUUUUCAGUCAAUAGCAGCUCGGCACUCUCUUUAAGGGUCAAUCACAUCAGUUCUGGCUGAUUUGAAGGAAUGAAAUGAAAUGAAAUGGGUUUAUCAUCGUCAUUUGAAAAUUACUACCGUUCUAUAUUAUUAUGAGUGGUGUGUGUUUAUGGUUUGGGUGGAGGGUAGAGACAAACGUCACCUCAAUAAGCAAGUCAGACAAGUUUUAUCCAGUGACAGGUUCAGAUGUAAGAUACACACUCAUAACAGCUACUGUACAAAAAGCUUAUGUUGAAAAUGCAAAGCUCCUUUUACAUUAUGCAUAUUUAAAAUAUUUCAUUUUCUUUUUGUAUUAUCUGCCUGACUAUUUAUUUUAAUAUUAUAUAUAACUUUUUUAUGAGGAAAUAAUCUGAAAUCAGAGAUUUUUUAGAUAAACUCUUAUCUUAAAGUCUGGCUGCUCAUUAUAGAACUUCUCUUUUCUGGAUGAUUAUACCGUGUGUUUACAUGCAUCCACUGCCUAUAUUUAAAAGUAUUGAUUUUAAUAAAUAUAUUUCCG
This is a messenger RNA of Betta splendens (Siamese fighting fish), 1999 nucleotides long. RefSeq names its product beta-1,3-galactosyl-O-glycosyl-glycoprotein beta-1,6-N-acetylglucosaminyltransferase 4-like. Gene Ontology annotation, molecular function: acetylglucosaminyltransferase activity. Gene Ontology annotation, cellular component: membrane. Bases 162 to 1478 code for a protein of 438 amino acids. Lineage: Eukaryota; Metazoa; Chordata; Actinopteri; Anabantiformes; Osphronemidae. The transcript has 3 exons. The record is from RefSeq and is a predicted model, not a curated record.